Messenger RNA from Wickerhamiella sorbophila, 1317 nucleotides. Its product is annotated as Protein SIP5. Gene Ontology annotation, cellular component: cytoplasm. The coding region runs from base 1 to 1317 and encodes 438 amino acids. The record is from RefSeq and is a predicted model, not a curated record. NCBI's taxonomy places the organism in Eukaryota, Fungi, Ascomycota, Dipodascomycetes, Dipodascales, Trichomonascaceae. The transcript has a single exon.
AUGGGCAAUACUGCCACAAAAGAAAGCAGACCUCACACGGCGGCGGCCAGCCCCACCGGUCGGACAAGCCGCGGACACCGAGAGCGGGAUGAGCGUGGGAAAUCGCACAAGCGGGACAAAGUCAAACCGGGCUACCAACUUAUCAUUGAUCCAUCUGAAAUGGUAGAUGGUGGUUAUUUAUAUCCUCAAGGCGUAUACUCAACGCCUCAAGACUUUAAAGUCGAUGUGGUGCGGGAUGUUAUCAUUCGUCGCAAAUUGGCCCCCUUUUACAAGGGAUUGGAAUCGGUUGAGUCCAAUUGGACAGAUGAACAGCUUUUGGCCGUUAUAGAUGGCAAACUGCUGCCAGAAAGUUUUGUUGCCCCAUCGGCGGCUCAGGCAGGCGAUGCCUCGUCUGACCCUGCGAUUGUGGCAAUUGGCGAUCAGGUCGACAGUUUGGCCAUCGACGACGAUUCCGAGAAUGCCGAGAGUUGUCGCUCCAACUCCCCUGUGUCUACCAACCAAGCUUCCUCCUUGCCAUAUUCUCCUGCUGGGGCGAAUAGCAAGCGUCCUCGUCACGGUAGCCACACCCACACUCCAGGCCCGCAGCCGUCGGUUAGUCGGCGUAGAGCAAAUACGACAUCCGUCACUCAGAAUACUACAAGCAAAGUCGAAGAACGCAAUGCUCAGGCGAUUUGGCUCUACCGCAACGUUCACGAAUGUCCCAUUUGUUUCCUUGUAUAUCCCCGGUUGAACAAUACCCGUUGUUGUGGCCAAGAAAUAUGUACGGAAUGUUUUGUGCAAAUCAAACGUGCCGCCCCACAUCCUCCUUAUGGCGACGCCUCGGGCCAAGACAACAGUGCCAGUAGCGACCUGCAACUCAUUUCUGAGCCAGCCUGUUGCCCGUAUUGCGCAAUGACCAACCUUGGCAUCAUUUUUGAAGCACCUCCUUUUGAAUGGGGUAUUCCCAACCCAGAGUCAUUGAAGCCAGCUACUUUGCAGGGUGCCACAAAGUCGGAGAGUGGACCGAGCAAACCCCGCCGUCUAUCUGUAUCACAUACCCACCCAGAUGUGGUAACAACCGACCAAAUAAGACCAGACUGGGAGUCCAAGCUUGCGUCCGCUCGCCGUAAACUGGCACGCCGGGCGGCAGCAGCUCGUAGAUUGCAUGAAAACUCACUUCUUCCCGCCGGUGGUGAUAGCCGCACUAGUUCUGGAAGAAGAGGCAGCAACUCACACAACUUUCUCCAUCUUACUCUCAACAUGACAGAGUCCCAAACUAGAAAUCUAGAAAACAGAAUGAUUGAGGAGGCCAUCAGGCAAAGCUUGCGUGAGGUUUGA